CCUUGGGUCCAGGAUUACCCAGUUGGAAUUUCAGUCUUCUUGAGGAGCUUGCAAUGUUUAAGCAUCUACCAGUUAUUGAAACCAAUCCCUAGAGAAAUAACUAAGAAGAGCUUGAACUCCUGAAGUUUAGUCUUUCUGAAAAUCCCUGCUAAGAAUGGCUUUAUAUCCCAGAAACCCCUAUCAAGCUGAACCAUCAAGGAAUGAUCAUGAGUCAGAAAAUCUAGAGAUUAAACCCAGCCGAGAACCUGCCAUCCAGGAGGGAGAAGGGAUCUCCAGAUUUCCGAGCACGAGCACGGAGCUGAGCUCAUCUCAAAACAACAGUAACUUGGGUGCAAGGCAGGAACUGCUAAGACUCUACAAGUCAAUUUGCUCAUGGCUGCAGCCAGAAAAACGCAGCAAGGAUGAAAUUAUUUCUUCUUUGGUGCUGGAACAGUUCAUGAUCAGUAGGCACUGCAGUGACAGGUCCACGUUGAAGGAGAAAUGGGAAGCAAGUGGCAGAAACCUGGAGACAUUCGCGGAAAGCCUGAGUGAUGAUUGCAUGAGGCCCCCUGGCUUGGUCCACGUUCACAUGCAGGGACAGGAAGCCCUCUUCUCUGACACUGUGCCCUUAAGAGAAGUCAUUGUUCACUUUAAGAAACAAUUGUCAGCAGGAACCCCAACAGUGGCAAAUGUGGGAACACCCUCCUGGACUGCCCAAGAUGCUUCUCUGCAAAGAGGACAAGGAGAUGAGGAUGAAGAACAUGGUGGCAACAUUUCUUUGAAAGCGAAUGAAGAAAAUGACAAUAUUGCUAGUCAAGGCCAUCAAAUACCUCCCCUGCUCAUUAUCCAGGGAGAGAACUAUCCUGGGCCUGAAGGGGGAGAUGUUUCUUUGGAGAAUCCACACAGCUCCAGAAGAGUGAGUCUAGGCACCUCCAGGUCCCAGGAAGGGUUUCUCAAAGGACGCUGUAAUCAAGAUGUCCUCAUGGAGGUGGGACCAGCGUUUCUCUCCAGGCUGCACCAGGUCACCCCUGAGCCCUAUCCUACCCAUCGUAGCAGUGCGGGAAGCUCCACGUGGGGGGGACACAAAGAAAGAUUCCACAGAACUCAAAGGCUAUACCAAUGUAAGAAGUGUCGCAAGGUCUUUAGGUAUUUCUCUUGGUUAAAAGUCCAUCAGAGAAGACACAGUGAGAAGAUAUUCAUUUGUGCCGUGUGUGACAAACGCUUUGUCCAGGCCUUGGACCUACACAUGCAUCAUAAUAUUCAUGUGGGAGAGAAGCCUUUCAGGUGCGGCACCUGUGCCAAGCCCUUCAGCUACAGAACCAACCUUCUGGCUCAUGAGAGAAUCCACACGGGAGAGAAGCCCUACGUGUGUUCUGUGUGCCAGAGAUGCUUCCGCCAGUCAUCCACCUACCACCGCCACCUGAGGGCGCACCAGAGGUCUGCCCUCAGACGUGUUUCCUCUACACCGGAAGCUUCCUCCAUGUAAUGCGUAUAAAUAUGUCUUCAAGUAUGUAUAUUUCCAUAGUACUUAUCUACUUAGAACAUACUUUAUAACUUCUCGAUCAUAUAUUCCAUUCAUUUUCUACCCCUCUAAAAUGUCAGUUUAAGGGGGGCAAGGAAUUUCUGUUUGGUUCAGCAAAGUGUCUCAGGUGCCUACAACGUGGCGGACACAUUUCUUUUUGUUUGUUUAUUUAUCUUUGGAGAGAGACUAAGGAAAGGAGAGGAAGAGAAGCAUCAGUGUGUGGUUGCCUCUUGAGCACCCCGUACUCGGGUACUGGCCCACAACCCAAGCAUGUGCCCCCAUUGGGAAUCCAACCAGUGACCCUUUGAUCCAUAGGCCAGCGCUCAGUUCACUGAGCGACACCAGCCGGGGCUGG
Messenger RNA from Artibeus jamaicensis (Jamaican fruit-eating bat), 1856 nucleotides. Its product is annotated as zinc finger and SCAN domain-containing protein 4-like. The transcript is spliced from 4 exons. Lineage: Eukaryota; Metazoa; Chordata; Mammalia; Chiroptera; Phyllostomidae. Gene Ontology annotation, molecular function: RNA polymerase II cis-regulatory region sequence-specific DNA binding; DNA-binding transcription factor activity, RNA polymerase II-specific. The coding region runs from base 155 to 1465 and encodes 436 amino acids. The record is from RefSeq and is a predicted model, not a curated record. Gene Ontology annotation, biological process: regulation of transcription by RNA polymerase II.